CAGCAGAGCCCCGCCAUGGCCGCACCCCUCACCGUGCACGCUGAGGCCUCAGCGGAAGCCACUCCACAGGGCGGAAGCGGUGGGUCGUGCUUGUCCAUGGCGGAGGGCGGCUUGGAGCCCGGGGAUGACGGCCGCGGUCCCGGUCCCGGUCCCGGUCCCGGGCUAGCCCUGGUCGAGGGCAGUGCCGGCCGCGCUGGCCGCGUCGGGGACCCCGGGGACCUAGUGGCCCUGGCCCAGCAGGUGCAGCAGGCCAAUGACUUUGUCCGAGCAAAUGCCUGCAGCAAACUGACAGUCAUCGCCGAGCAGAUCCGGCACCUGCAGGAGCAGGCACGGAAGGUCUUAGAUGAAGCUAACAGGGAUGCUGAUCUGAACCAUGUGGCCUGCAACCUUGUGAAGAAGCCAGGAAAUGUUUACUACAUGUACAGGCGGGAGAGUGGGCAGCGGUAUUUCUCCAUCCUGUCUCCUAAGGAAUGGGGUACCACUCCCCAUGAAUUUCUUGGUGCCUAUAAGCUCCAGCAUGACAUGUCCUGGACUCCGUUUGAGGACAUAGAGAGACGAGAUGCUGAAAUAACUGUCCUGGAGAAGCUGCUGAACCAGCAGGCAGCACUGCCCCUGUGCACGGAGCCCAACUUCCAGGGCCUGACCAAGUCACACAAGUGACCUCACAGGACCCCCUGAGCAGAGUCCCUGAGUGAGGGGACACAGUGCCUGUACGCUGCCAAAGGCAGGGUGGAAAGAGACCAAGAAACAAAAAUGCUGAUUGCUUUUGUGCUUUAAGGAGAACAAUUCUGCAUUCAAUCUUACUGCAUUUUCUAGCAAUUGAAUAAUUUACUUCAUUGACCUAUGCCAAGCUGUAGCAAGAGACAGGUGAUACCAGGAGAUGUGAGUUCCAAGAGUGUUUGGAGCAAAAAUCAGAAAUGCUUGGGGCAGAUGUGCUAAUGCUGUAAAAUAGUAUCUCCUAUCUGCCUGGCUCUGGUGUACCUCACUGUGAGUGUGUCAGGUAAUGAUCUCAGGGCUGGAUUUUCCUCCUUAUUAAAAUGCACAUGUUUAGAGAGCUCUGUGGCCUGGGAAGAGUGGUCAAAAGCCUGUGCAAAGGGUCUGUUGUGAUGAGUCUUCUGGUCUCUGUCCUAGCUGGUCUGAAUCCCUGAACUGGGAACCUGGGGUGACCUGAAGCUCUUUUCUCUGGAAAGGGCAUCCUCAAAAGUUCCAUACAGGCUUCUGGUGCUCUUCAGAUGAUGUGUGUUUCACAUCCUCAUGCAUUUCCCCUUGGAUGUGAGAGCAUGAGCUGCCAGGUAGAGGCAGGAUACUGGAUGACUUUAUGCCAGAGCAGUGGGGAGAGUAAAAUACAUCAACCGUGAUCUCACAUGUACCACCAAGACAGGUCCCGUGUUCUUCCUGCGUGGCAAAAAUACCUUUAGCUUUGCCAGGAAGACUUAGUGGCACAUGGAGCUGGUAGGACACUUCCAGUAUGUUUUUUCCACCUAGGAGAACUAAGGAGAAGUAAAGAUCAGAGUUGCUGAGGAGAUAUCCUCCCUCUGCCCGGCCACACGGGGCUUCUUCAGGAACUUGCCUGCUUUUCUGUGAGGAGCCAAAGUUAGAAUUUAUUGACAGAGAGGAUGUCCAGGUUGGAUCCCGGUAUGUAACAUUAGAUCUGGCUGGAUUCUCCCACGAUUUGCUCACUUUCCUGACAUUACAAGAUGAUCUUAUAUGCUGCUCCAGGCAUUGCACAUACACAAUCGCCUUGCUACCUCCAAGGGCAACAUGGGAGGGUUGAGGACCACUUGUAGGAGGUAAAUUCUGACCUUGGAGUCUGGGGCGGCUAUGAAUGGAGUUGGUGCUUCUUGGUGGAGCGCAGCUGUGAGGGCAUCUGCAAAAAUUAUACCCUUGGGGACCAGCACUGUCACUGUGUUUUGCCAUUGCUGGAGUUUAUUCCCCGUUUGCAGGACACAGCCUCGCCUCAAGUGUCCCUCUGUCCUCAUCCCCACACACUGGGAGAUGCUCAAGGCUGCUGGCAGUGACAGUUCCUCAUGGGAAGAGCUGUUUCCUGCUGGCGUUACAGAGGACUGGGAGACUUAGGGCAGCUCCCUAGUGGCCCAGGAUUUGUUUUGUCCCAGAUUUUCUUCUACCUCUGUCCAGUGCAGUAGCUCACCUACAUCCCAGCAUGGCAGAGCCUCUGUUUGGCAGAAACCUGUUCCUUGGAUUCAAUAUGGGACAUUUUUCUCAAUACCUUUCCUCACCUGGAGUACAAGGGCAUAUUAACAGCAAUUUAUUAUUAGUAGUAGUAGUAUUAGACCAGGCUAUAAUUAAUUCCUUAUCAAGUUACAGGUGCCAAAUUUGACAGGGUUUUUCUCUGCUUGUUUCAUCGCCUUGAGUUUGAUUUUACUGCAUGCUAUUAUAUCUUAACUUGGAAGGGAGAAAAUUAAUUACUGCAUGGACUUUGUGUGUUGCUAAUUACAUCAACACUAGAUCUUCA
This is a messenger RNA of Motacilla alba alba, 2473 nucleotides long. RefSeq names its product chromosome 21 C1orf50 homolog (gene C21H1orf50). The coding region runs from base 16 to 660 and encodes 214 amino acids. The transcript has 4 exons. NCBI's taxonomy places the organism in Eukaryota, Metazoa, Chordata, Aves, Passeriformes, Motacillidae. The record is from RefSeq and is a predicted model, not a curated record.